Messenger RNA from Haliotis rubra (blacklip abalone), 921 nucleotides. Its product is annotated as mucin-2-like. Lineage: Eukaryota; Metazoa; Mollusca; Gastropoda; Lepetellida; Haliotidae. The record is from RefSeq and is a predicted model, not a curated record. Bases 1 to 921 code for a protein of 306 amino acids. The transcript is spliced from 2 exons.
AUGGUCUGGAUCACUGGACAGUCACAUCCAGACAAUGAUAAUGAAAUGUUCAGGAUAUCAUUAAAGGAGAAACCUCUGUCCUUACAGAGGGGUGGAUCAACAGACUCAGGAGUUAGAACACAGCAACACCCACCCAACCCACACACAUCAUCCCAGACACAGCAACACCAUCCCAACCAGAACACAUCAUCCCCAGACACAGCAUCCCAAGACCAACACCACCCAGCACACCAUCACCAGACACACCAGCACACAUCAUCCCCAGACACAUCCACCCAGAACACAGUAACACCACACCAACCAGCACACAUCAUCCCCAGACACAGCACACCACAACCACCCAGCAUCACCAGACACACACAUCAUCCCCAGAACACAGCAUCACUAGACACACCACCACCCACCCAGAACACAUCAUCACCAGACACAGCACCACCACCCACCCAGAGCACAGCAUCACCAGACACAGCAACACCACCCAACCCAGAACACAGCAUCCCAGACACAGCAACACCACCCACCCAGCACACAGCAUCCACCAGACACAGCAACACCACCCAACCAGCACACAUCAUCCCCAGACACAGCAACACCACCCAACCAGCACACAUCAUCCCCAGACACAGCAACACCACCCAACCAGCACACAUCAUCCCCAGACACAGCAACACCACCCAACCAGCACACAUCAUCCCCAGACACAGCAACACCACCCAACCAGUACACAUCAUCCCCAGACACAGCAACACCACCCAGCCAGGACACAUCAUCCCAGACACAGCAACACCACCAACCAGCACACAUCAUCCCCAGACACAGCAACACCGCCCAACCAGCACACAACCGGAACCACUUUGUUUUCUUGUCCUCAGAACAAACUGUGUCACAGCGUUUUCAGGAACAGGAUGUUUAUGUUUUUGA